AUGCACGUUUUUCAAACUGGUCACGAGGAGCUUGUUCAUGACAUAAAAUACGAUUUUUACGGUAAAAGUGUUGCCACUGCUUCUUCAGAUCAACACAUCAAGGUGUUCGACCUAGAUCAUGCUUCCUCAGCUUGGGUCCUCAACGAUCUGUGGAAAGCACACGAUUCGCUGAUCGUUAAGUUGUCAUGGGCGCAUCCAGAAUUCUCCAACGUCAAGCUACUUGCUUCAUGUUCGUAUGACAGAACAGUCAAACUUUGGCAAGAACGGCCAAGUGAACUUCAUGGAUCUGGCCGCAGGUGGCAGAAGUUGACAACCUUGGCUUUUGAGUCUUUUGGUCCGAUCUAUGAUGUGGUGUUUGCUCCGUCACAUAUGGGAUUGAAGCUAGGAUGCAUUGGAUCUGAUGGAAUUGUGCAUAUCUACGAAUCAAUUGAACCUUCAGAUUUGUCCGUGUGGUGUCUCACGUCCGAGAUUCCGGUUUUAACUCUGACCCUUCCGGCAAAGAGUCUCCAAAGCAGUUUCUGCAUUGAAUGGUGUCCUGCAAAAUUUUCUAAAGUCGAAAUGUUAUGUGUGAUAGCGCUUGAUCAAGGCUUCAUAUAUGGUGCGAUGGGUGAGGAUGGCGAAGGUGACACCUUCCCACAGCAGAAUCAAACAGAUAACUCAACAGUUCCCUCAGCGCAAAACAUCGAUCAACGUGUUGCAGACAAGCCUAUCCGUCAAUUUACAGAGAGCAAUCAGCUCAAAAAUCUGUCUCCUGGUGAAGCCACUCAAAGAGCCAAAUACACAAAAAUCUGCAAUCUACCAGAGCACAAUGGCCUUAUAAGAUCUGUGAGUUGGGCGCCAUCCAUGGGACGGAGUUAUCAUCUCAUCGCCACCGGUUGCAAGGAUGGCUUUAUAAGGAUCUUUAAGGCAACAGAAUCGAGAGAAAAGGGUCUACAAGUUGACCUUAUGGCUAAGCUUGAUGAUCACAAACAGGAGGUCUGGCGAGUGUCAUGGAACUCUACAGGAACUAUCCUAAGCUCUGCCGGAGAUGACGGAAAAUGA
This is a messenger RNA of Candidozyma pseudohaemuli, 1041 nucleotides long. RefSeq names its product Seh1p (gene SEH1). Bases 1 to 1041 code for a protein of 346 amino acids. The record is from RefSeq and is a predicted model, not a curated record. Gene Ontology annotation, molecular function: structural molecule activity; protein binding. NCBI's taxonomy places the organism in Eukaryota, Fungi, Ascomycota, Pichiomycetes, Serinales, Metschnikowiaceae. Gene Ontology annotation, cellular component: Seh1-associated complex; nuclear pore outer ring. The transcript is spliced from 2 exons. Gene Ontology annotation, biological process: cellular response to amino acid starvation; positive regulation of TORC1 signaling.